CAUUUGGAUGGGUGCAGUGUUUUUAAACAAGUGUUCAUCAAAGAUCGAUAUUUCACCAUCUGCUGUACAUCACAUACUCACUCCUGGCUGGUCGGAUAUCCCUCAUGCAUUAGCUUUACUCCAUGUAAAUAAUAAAUGAUAUAUCUUUGAUUACUACUGCAUUUUAUCUACAUUCAUUCGAUGAGUUUUCAUGAAGGUGAGACAAGGAUAAAUUUUGGCGUGAUUAAUGCGUGGGAGUGAAGUGCGUUGCAAACUAGCAUCACGAGUUAAGUUGGUGGAAAACAGCUGAUCCCGACUUGUCAAAAUGUUGGGAAAAGGUACGAGUCGGAUGCGCGAAGUCUAAAAUUAGACUGCGCGGGUUUGACGUAUCGUAAACUGGCACACAAAAAAGACGACCACGAAGUGGCGUUGCGAUGUUUACUUGGACUUGUGUUAUAUUUCGUCGUCUGCUGUUAGUUGGGCAUCGUUCAGAUGCGUUGCUCCUUUAAUUGCCAAGUCGUCUAGAGUUUUAAACGACAACUGUAAGCUUGUGUCGACGAUGUAGGUGGCACAAAAGUGACACAGUUUUACUGAACUUGCAUAACAUCUGCCAAGCAGAUGAUCCUGCAAUUUGUCAUUUUCUUGCAAGAUUUGAAAUUGAGAAAUUCUGCAUUAAUCUGCUUGACUGCGACAGAGAAGCUUUGACAGCGACAUCACUCUUGUUCUUGGACUAAACAGGAUUUGUGUUUGGAACAUACCACGGCUGUGUAAGCCUGUGUACAAUAUAACCUGUGAUAUAAUAAGAUGGAAUUUGGGGACAUGCUGACUACCCAAAACUCCACCCUACAGAAUGGAUUACCUGAAGGGAAACCAUACAAACGACCCGCAAAUCAAAGGGUUUUUGUUAAUCGAAGUCUUCAUUUAGACAAGAUUAAGUUCUAUGGAUUUGAUAUGGACUACACAUUAGCAGUGUACAAAUCACCAGCGUAUGAAUCCAUGGGGUUUGACCUGCUAAAGGAGAGAUUGUUGUUGACAGGGUAUCCUGAACAGAUCACAAAGUUCAGCUAUGACCCUUCCUUUACUGUCAGAGGGUUAUGGUUUGACAAACUCAAUGGAAAUCUGCUGAAAGUUGACAGCUAUGGGAACAUACUUGUCUGUAACCAUGGCUUCCGUUUCCUCAAGUCAUAUGAAGUGCAAGAACUUUAUCCCAACAAAUUCAUCCAGUAUGAUGAAAACCGGUGCUUUAUUCUCAACACAUUAUUUAACCUUCCAGAGACCUACAUGCUGGCAUGUCUCAUUGAGUUCUUCUCCACUUCACCAGACUACACUAAGACAAAAUCUGGGGUGCGAUCAGGGGAGGUGUUCAUGUCAUAUGAAUCCAUAUUUCAGGAUGUUAGAUCUGCUGUUGACCACCUGCAUUUUAGUGGAAAGCUUCAAGAAGUUACUCUUAGCAACAUGGAAAAAUAUGUGGAGAAAGAUCCUCGUCUUCCCGUUUUCCUGGAUAGAAUUAGAGAAUAUGGGGCAAAAACAUUCCUGCUGACAAACAGUGGCUUCACCUACACAGAUAAAGCUAUGGCAUACUUAUUGGACAUUGCUGAAGCAAAUGGAAAACCAGGUAGAAACUGGACAUCAUAUUUUGACUACAUCGUAGUUGAUGCCAGAAAGCCUCGCUUUUUCAAGGAGGGCACAAUUCUCAGAGAGGUGGACAAGUUAACAGCAGCUUUAAGUAUAGGACACCACAUUGGACCUAUGAAACCAGGGUAUGUGUACUCUGGAGGGUCCUGUGAUGUCCUGUCAGCCAUGAUGGGUGCUAAGGGUAGAGACGUCCUGUAUAUUGGAGAUCACAUAUUUGGAGACAUCCUCAAGUCCAAGAAGGAAAGGGGCUGGAGAACAUUCCUGGUUAUCCCAGAAUUAUCCCAAGAACUCAUGGUCUGGACCAAUAAAAAGGCUCUCUUUAGCAGGCUAGAAGCACUGCAUUGCUCACUGGGAAAUAUUUACAAGAACUUAGACAGCACUGUUGUAGAGAAACCAGACAUCAGUAAAGUCAAGACUUCAAUACAGGAAGCCAUCUAUGAGCUGGACAUGUCGUAUGGGAAACUGGGUAGUCUCUUCAGGACAGGAUCUCGACAGACAUUCUUUGCUUCUCAAGUGAGCCGUUAUGCAGACAUCUAUUCGGGGACAUUCCUUAACUUGUUACACUAUCCUUUGAGCUACAUGUUCAGGGCACCUGCUAUGCUGUUGCCUCACGAAGCCAGUGUGGACCGUACAGAGCAGUGGGACAGUGAGGAGGGUGCGGAGGGUGGGGAGUCCGGCCAGCGGAUGGAGGUGAAGCGGGAUUCCAGCUCCACAGAAUCCUCGGUCCCACUUUGGGGGGGCCUUUCGUGCGACCCCAGUCAUCAGCUACAGGACAACUUUGAUGACUCAGACGAGGCUGAUUCUGCCGAUGCUGAACAGGAAGUCAGCAUAGGACCAGGCAAUGGCGACCUCUGUGUGUAACCGUGAAAAUACGCUAUGUUGCUGUGUAACAUAUGCUGUGUACAUGUUGCCACGGAUACAAGGGCUGGAUGUGUAACUGUGACACUGAGUACUUGUACCUGCUGUUAUAAAAGAAACAACUAUUGUAUUAGCCAUGGAUAGAAGUCAGAUGUAUUGUCCAUGGUAAAAUGGUGAGUAACCAUAGCAACAUGGGCUGGAGUCAUAGUCUUGGAAAGAAAAUUUGAAGAGGAGUUUGACAUGUCGCCAUAGUGGACUUAAUGUUGAACUGCUGAGGCCCAUUUGAGUGCCAAUUUGAAAGCAGAUUGUUUAAAUGUAUGUUAGGUUGAGAUGUCUAAACAUUUUUUGGGGGGGGGAUGGGUAUAUCUCACACUCAAAUGAAACAUGUUCGUUUUGUUUUGUUUUUUUCUUUGCAUACUGCUGCUUGUGUCAUAUGUAAACAUUACUGAUGCUGUAUUAGAUUAUGGACUGAUAAGAAGUUUAACUUAUGUGUAUUUCAUGUUGAUGAAACCUUUUUUCCACUCUUUGGUGUAUUUUUAACAUGGUAAAGGAAUGAAUAAGUGCCUAAAAUAGUCUUUUUAACAUUUUUAUGCUUUAAAGUAAAUUCUUAAAAUGUCCUUGUAAAUAUUGUUAGACAUAUUCUAUAGUCAUUGUUUUGCAUAUAUGACAGCAUUUUAGAGGAUUUUGUCUGCAAUGUUUGGGGUAUUUGUUACAAGAUUUGACAACUUUUAAGUAUAUAUAACAGUAGUCAUCAUGAAUAUAGGUAAUAAUACAUGCUGCUACUAUGUAUUUUAUGUAAGUAAAUUAUAUGUGUAUACCGAAGAGUAGCCACCUGUCUCGUUAUCAUAGCAGGGCAGAGAACUUAACAUACUGUGUUAUAUUCAUUUCAAGAAAUUGUACAUUGCAUUAUUUUAUCAUCUUUGAUCCUUUAUCAUAGAAGACACAAAGACACCUAAACAGCACAGCUUUUGUUCUUUCUAGUGAAAAAAGACAGACAGACUUUGAUCCCACCAGCUUGCCUGUAGCUUGAUCAACAUAAGACUUAAAGCUAGAUUCCUUCCUCCAUGGUGAAGCAGAUCGAAAUUCCCACUCACUUAAUGAAUGCAGCUUUUUGAAGAGGUUGUCAUCUGGGAACCUGCAUUGUUUUCUAUGUACAUGUAGGUUCAGUGUCUUUAUGUUUCAGUGGAUGGGUAGAGUGAACAAAUGCCGUGUAGACUAAAACCAUUACUCUGUAGGGUAUCCAGAUUGCCUCUGUUCCGUUUACCACAUUGUGGUAAGCUUUUCCAGUAAGGUUGUCACCAUGUAGUACCAUUCAAUACAAACACGUAUAUAUAAAGCCACCACAUAUCAUUUUGCAUAGAGAAUCACUUACAUUUCAACUAGAUGCAUUUUCUAACAUAGACAAGUCGCACACAUUUCCUGCUGUGUCCGUAUAGAAAAAAAACCCUGGAAAAUAUCCCAUUCGGUAAGCUAAGAGAGAUGUUUUAAUCACUCAUGAUUUCUACAUUGUAUAUACUCACAGUUGGUAAAUAUGUCUUUAAGUAACUUCAGUCCCCUGUGUAUGUUCGUGUAAAAAUGAUUUUACGUGCACAAUGGUGACUGUGCACAUUAUUGAUAACUCCGGCUUGUUUGUUUUUUAAAUGUAAUAUAUAUAUGUAUGUGAGGAAGAAGUUUAUGUCAGUCUUAAUAGUAGAAUGUAGGUAAAUUUUAUAUGGAUGAAAAAAGUUUAAUACCUAUUACACUGUUACAUUAGGAAAGCUCUGGUGCUAAUAUCUUGUAUGGAUUUAUGCUUGCACACGACUAUAGGUAAUGUGAUUUAUUAUGUCUUUUAGUGUUGACAUGAACCGAUGUGUGUGAGAAAUCAAAACCCGUGAUGAGCAAAUCCUUUUCAUUGAAACAUUCUCACUUCUGUGAAACAUAGUUCAUUUCUUCACUUACCGUAUGGUAUAUGGCUACAUGUGUAGGCACCCAGAUGACUUAAAAUGGUAAAACGCUUACCAUAGUUCCUACCAGUAAUACAAUAUGUGUAAAAUAUGUCUAGUAAAUUAUAUCGUGAAACCUAUGCAAUUAUAUGUACCCUUUUUCUUUUUUUAUUACUUUUUUUUAAGAAACUGUUCCUAUCAGAUCAAAUGUCUGCAUUUAUCUUUGUUUUGAAAUUUUUCUCCAUGGUUGUGUAAUACAUGUUUGUCCAAGCAAAAAGUUAACAUGUGGCAAAUUUUUGUUUUCAUUUUUGUUUGUUCAGUGAUUUUUUUUUUAAGUUUAUUUUUGGUUGAUUUUUUGACUUUCUGGCUAUUAUUGAUGAAGGUGUCUUCUGUUUUGUAUAAAUGGUAAUUUGGUUAUCUUGGUGAUCAGUUUAUAGUUUAUUAUGCGCAGGUAACACACAUUUUGCCUACA
Messenger RNA from Liolophura sinensis, 4866 nucleotides. Its product is annotated as cytosolic purine 5'-nucleotidase-like. Gene Ontology annotation, molecular function: 5'-nucleotidase activity. The record is from RefSeq and is a predicted model, not a curated record. Lineage: Eukaryota; Metazoa; Mollusca; Polyplacophora; Chitonida; Chitonidae. The coding region runs from base 784 to 2475 and encodes 563 amino acids. The transcript is spliced from 18 exons.